Messenger RNA from Cucurbitaria berberidis CBS 394.84, 981 nucleotides. RefSeq lists its product as uncharacterized. The transcript has a single exon. Bases 1 to 981 code for a protein of 326 amino acids. NCBI's taxonomy places the organism in Eukaryota, Fungi, Ascomycota, Dothideomycetes, Pleosporales, Cucurbitariaceae. The record is from RefSeq and is a predicted model, not a curated record.
AUGGCUACCACAAUCACAACCACAGGCGAAACUGUCGCGGUGCUAAAAGGCUCCAAGAUUACCUCACCCCCAUUGACUUCUCUUUUCGCUUGCAACAAGCACGAGAAAUUUCGCGAAUGUGUCGCGUACGCAAAUUCCAGCUAUGCCGAGUCGCUCGAGCCGGUUGCCAUCAUUGAAAGCAGCACACCACACAGCCAACUCCCAAUGUUAGGCUCUUGCACAGCGGUAUUAUACCCUCGAGGGGACUUUGACCGUCUUCCAGUAACGAUUGAUGGCUACAUGGCUUUCCUGUUUUUGGACGAUCUCAUCGACAACUCGACAGACAUGACAUACAUCUCGAACAUCGUCGACAAGUUCAUGGCUACUGCUAGAGGGAUACCAACCGAGGACGCAAGAUUCUUUUUGCUAGCUAGGUUCAUGACGGAUAAGCGCUGGGACCCAACGAACCUGGCUGAGACCAUAGCUGAAGCUCAACGUUUCAUGAAUGGUGCAUUGGCUCUGCGAGCGAUCGAAAUCGAAGAACGUAUCAUCACUGUCGAAGACUACUUCCAGAUUCGAGUUCCCAAUACGGCAAUGGGGUUCAUGUUCCGCGUUAUCGGUUUUGCGCAGCCACAGUUGACGACAGAUUUCAACCGGUUGAUGGCCGAAAAGCCUGACUUGUGGGACCGAGUGGAACAGCCAUCAGGAAAGUCUGUUGGGAUUGCACUGGAUCUCUACAAACUCAAUGGAUCGCAUGCAGAGAUCUGCGAGUACACCAACGUUGUUAAGAUCUUGCAACGUGAUUCACCUAUUCCUAUCGACCUUAGCGACGCUAUCCAAUUUAUGGUGGACGAGUUCUACAGAUACGAGAAAGAGAUGGCUGAUGCGGUGGAUGAGCUCUCAAACUUCAGCCCAGGCCUUGCUCAAGCAGUUCGGGAUGUGCAGGGUGGUACUCUUAAAUGGAUGACCGGUGAGCGUGGUGGACGAUACUCAAAGGUCUGA